AUGUCGGCGAACAAUGCCGGCUUCGCUGGUCAGAGCCACGAUAGAAUACGGAAAGCUGAAGAUGCCUUUGCCGGCGCGACUAUGGUCUCUUCGUCCCAGGACCACGCGAAUACCGAUGGCAUGGACAUCACAGCCGGCCAGAAGAUGGCCUCCGCAAUCACCGGCAGCCUGUUAACCUCACUUCUCGUCACUCCCCUCGACGUCGUACGCGUUCGACUACAAUCCCAAGGUUCGUCGCCGCAGCCCACCGCCAACACGGGCUUUCAGAAAUUAGUCGUCUCGCCGCACCAAGGCUUUCGGCCAUCCAAUCUCGGCAUUACCUCGUGCUGCCGAGAAGUAUUCUUCAUGAACAAUAACGCUGAAGUUUGCAUCGUCGGCCCGAGGCUAGAGGGGCUUGGGGGCGCCGGGGUCGGGGCUGGAGCCGAGUGUGCCGUCGAGGAGGCCCAAAAACGUACAUUCACAUCGACUUUUGACGGCAUGCGCAAAAUCGCCCGCAACGAGGGAUUCACCACGUUGUGGAGGGGAUUAUCGCCGACACUCCUCAUGGCUAUCCCUGCCAACAUUAUCUACUUUACGGGCUACGAUUGGUUACGAUACAAGAAGAAAAGCCCUAUAAGUCGGCUGGCCAGGGAUGAUGUUAAAGCCGUGACGGCGGGGUCUACGGCACGUAUCCUGGCCGUGGCUGCUGUCAGCCCUAUUGAGCUCUUCAAGACCCGUCUGCAGGCUUCUUCUGGUUCUACGGCAACAAGCCACCUCAAGGACACGCUUAAGGGGCUCCGGGAGAUGGUUGCCGAGAAUGGCUAUCGGUCUCUAUGGCGGGGCAUCACCCUUCAUCUAUGGCGCGACGUGCCAUUUUCGGGACUUUACUGGCUGGGAUAUGAGACGAUCCGGAACAGGCUGACGGACAUGCGCGAAGACCAUCGCGGCCGCUCACUAUCGCGCGACCCCAGUUCGCGCUCGAGAGAGAGGGCCAGGUCACAGAGUCGGGAAAACCAUACGGCCGUCUUGAUAGACAGUUUUACGGCAGGGGCUUCAUCGGGUGCUAUUGCGUCCAUGGUCACCAUGCCUUUCGAUGUCGGUAAGACUAGGACACAGGUGUACCAAGACUCUGCCAAGAAGACGACGGCGUCGGCCGGACAGGCCUUGGCGCCCGAAGAGAGCAACAUGGUACGGCUGUUGUGGCACAUCGCCAGGACCGAGGGUGUGGCCGGACUCUGGAAAGGGUGGAUUCCUCGGACCCUCAAGGUCGCCCCAGCAUGUGCGAUUAUGAUCAGCAGCUACGAGGUGGGCAAGAGAGUGUUCCGGAGCGUCAACGAACGGCAUGCCAUGGCGGAGCAGGUGGACCGUCGGAUUGACGAUUCUUGA
This is a messenger RNA of Xylaria bambusicola, 1365 nucleotides long. Its product is annotated as mitochondrial carrier domain-containing protein. The coding region runs from base 1 to 1365 and encodes 454 amino acids. Lineage: Eukaryota; Fungi; Ascomycota; Sordariomycetes; Xylariales; Xylariaceae. Gene Ontology annotation, biological process: mitochondrial transmembrane transport. The record is from RefSeq and is a predicted model, not a curated record. The transcript is spliced from 2 exons.